Molecule: messenger RNA, 2457 nt
Organism: Cuscuta campestris
Lineage: Eukaryota; Viridiplantae; Streptophyta; Magnoliopsida; Solanales; Convolvulaceae
Source: the annotation of a GenBank genome assembly
ACUAAGGUAAUACUAGAAAAAUCAAUAUCAAGUUGUACCCUAGUUUGUAACCACUUCCUCGAUCACACAUUUCUUAUCGAUUCUAAAAAUGUGUGAGAGAGGGAAAUUAGUAUCUAAGUUGAGGAAUACUUUCUAGUGUAGCAUUUUUGUUUGGGGCAAUAUUUUGAUCUUUCUUUGGGUACAAAAUUGACUUGGGUUUGUUUUCAAAACCUGGUCAACGAUUUCUUUCCAGAUUCCAAUUACGUUCCCCUUCAUCUCUCUUCUUCGUCCAUCACCCCGGCGCCGCCAAGAAUCCCCUGUUCUCGUCUCAUGUUCUGCUCGGCAGUAUGUCGGUCUUUCAUCAAUCCACACCGGGUGCAAGCUCACCUUUUCUCCGGACAAUCUUUUCUUUCAUUCUUAGCUUAUCUUCCCUCACCCCAUCGGCAGAUUGCCGCUGCAGCGACGGCUGCGACCUAGCUCUGGCCUCAUACUACGUUUGGCGCGGCACAGAUCUCACCAAGAUUUCAUCCCUCUUCGAAACCUCUCGCUCGGAAAUCAUUUCAUACAGCCCCCGCGAAAGUGUUCCGAACCAAGAUAGCGUUAUCGCCGAUACCCGGAUCAACGUUCCCUUCCGAUGCGACUGCCUGGAAAACGGCGAGUUUCUGGGUCAUGUCUUUUCCUACCCCGUGAAAUCCGGGGACACGUACGACAUAGUGGCGAAGACGGAGUACUCCAAUUUGACGACUGUUGACUGGUUGAAGAGGUUUAACAGUUACCCGGAGAACAACAUUCCGGACACCGGGGCGAGGUUGAACGUGACGGUGAAUUGCUCCUGUGGGAACAAGGAUGUCUCCCAGGAUUAUUCUUUGUUCAUCACUUAUCCCAUGAGGCCGGGAGAGAGUUUGGCGUCCGUGGCAAACGUGGCUAAUGUCAGUCAAGAUUUGGUCAGUAGGUAUAAUCCGGGAGUGAAUUUCAAUGGGAGUGGUCUGGUAUAUGUUCCUGGAAGAGAUAAAAAUGGGGACUUUCCACCAUUUCCAAAAAGCACAGGGCAAUCUGCUGCAGUUAAAGCUGUGAUAUCUGUUGCAGCAGUAGGAGGAGUAUUUCUAUUGGCAGGUUGCAUUUAUGUAGUAUUUUACAGAAAGAAGGGAGAGAAGAUUUCAUUGCUUUCACUAUCCGAAAGUCGAUCCCAUAUAACCGGGUUAGAAGCCAGUGCACUUAAGGAUACAGACCCUGGAGCUUCUCCGGUCUUUUCAGGCAUAACUGUGGAAAAAUCUGUCGAGUUCUCAUAUGAAGAGCUUGCAAAAGCAACUAAUGACUUCAGCCUUGCAAAUAAGAUUGGUGAAGGUGGCUUUGGUGCUGUUUACUAUGCCGAGCUUAGAGGAGAGAAAACAGCUAUUAAGAAAAUGGAUAUGCAAGCAUCAAAGGAGUUUCUCGCUGAACUGAAGGUCUUGACAAAUGUUCAUCACCUCAAUCUGGUGCGCUUGGUAGGGUACUGUGUUGAAGGUUCUCUCUUCCUUGUGUAUGAAUAUAUAGAUAAUGGGAACUUAAGCGAACAUCUGCGCGGUACAGGUAGGGACCCACUAACCUGGUCAAGUAGGGUGCAAAUAGCACUGGACUCGGCUAGGGGUCUUGAAUAUAUACAUGAGCACACGGUUCCCGUGUACAUCCAUCGCGACAUCAAAUCAGCAAAUAUCUUAAUAGACAAAAACUUCCAUGCAAAGGUUGCUGAUUUUGGUUUGACGAAACUGGCUGAAGUUGGAGGUUCAUCUUUGUCAACACGCCUUGUUGGCACUUUCGGAUACAUACCCCCAGAAGCUCAGUAUGGAAACGUUUCGCCUAAAGUUGAUGUCUAUGCUUUUGGAGUGGUGCUUUAUGAGUUAAUUUCUGCCAAGGAAGCUAUAGUGAGGGCAAAUGGUUCUGUUGCCGACUCAAAGGGCUUAGUUUCCUUGUUUGAAGAAGUUCUAAAUCGAGCAGAACCCAAUGAAGGCCUUGGCACCCUGAUUGACCCUAGACUUGGAGACGCCUACCCAUUGGACUCAGCCCGCAAGUUGGCACAGCUUGCCAAAGCUUGCACCCACGAAGACCCUGAAAUGCGACCUAGUAUGAGAUCAGUUGUUGUUGCUCUGAUGACACUUUCGUCCUCCACGGACGACUGGGAUGUUGGAACCUUUUAUGGCAAUCAAGGCUUAAUAAAUCUCAUGUCCGGAAGGUAGUAAGAUCAGCAUUUCAUCAGUUCAGAAAGUUCACACUUUGCAUUUUUUAUCACCCCAUUCUUGAUUGUACAUUUGUACAUAGUACUCCGAAAUAAUCUGUAAUAGUUUGAUGAGUGUAAUACAUAACUGCUCUGCCACAUAAAUCGCAAGGGGCUAUCGGCUCUCCUACAGCCACACAAACUCGUGCUCCUGAUGAGUCCUCCCUCCAUUACCUUUUGAAAUCUCUUAUGAGAUUAACCACCUGUAAUAUAGUUAACCCACACAG